UCAGAAUACAAUCCAGAGAACAAACCUAAAGAGUUCACAUCUGCAGAGGCUGAGGUCACGCUGCUGCUGUCGGUUGAACCUCUUUGCUGAUUGGUUAACACUUACGUAGUGGGCGGUGAUGACAAAGAACCACAAGACCAAAGCACCAUCUCAGAGGGCAAAGGCUACGCCCAUCAUACCCCUCCGCUCCUUGGUUUCCUCACACAGUUUGACACUCGCUGCAGCCUCUCAUCCCUCGCCUGGGACCCAAAUCUACAUUCCUCACAAGCCCACCCAGUUCAAGUCUCAGCCUGGCACUCCUUUUGCCUACAGGCAAAACCACUCCCCACUGAACAAAAACGGUGUUGUGCCUGAGCUUGAUGAAUGUGGGUUGACCAGCAUAGAUCGAGUAUGCCUUCCCUUCCAAGAAGCGGGACAUCAGUUUAGAGGAAGAUGGAGCUCAUGUGUAGUGGGGGUUUUUUUUUUUGGCCGGUAUCGUGACAACGUAUUGCAACAUCUGUAAAUGAAGCCAGAUAGACUUGUCGCUCCAGUAAUGUUCACUCUCUGCUAUAAUGGCUGUGUGGGAUGGCAGUUUCACAGGCAGAAGGUACCGCGUGGUUUAACUUGUAUGUAGAGUUAAAAUAUUGAUAGCUUUUAGUUAAUGAAUUGCAGAUAAAGAUAAGGGAGAUUAAAAGGUCAAUCCUUUGUAAAUAUACGGUGGAAAAACUUGUAUGCAGGUUUGUUGUGAAAUAAAUACGAAAUAUCUGAUCUGUGGUGUAAAAUUUAACAACACAUACUCAGCAGCCUUGAUCAACUAGUACACUCGGUCUUUGUGCUCUGGAUUUCUAAAUUUGUUUCUUUUAUGCUGUUUUCUCCCCCUCCUGUCAGCUUGCAGCUCAGACUCCAGUGUUCACACUCAAUGGUCUUUUGUAUGUAGACACUGAAUAGGCACUACAGUCUCACUCCUCCCUCACCAUUUCAACCUCCCUCCCUCUCAACCCUCCUCUUUUACGCUCCCUAGCAAGUGCAUGUCCCUUGACACAAUUACUGACGUCACAGGUGGCUUGAUGAGCCUCCCUGCAGUGCUUUGUUCAGCGUGAUCAGUUUUGGAAUCAAAAGUUGAAGAGGGAGGCAGCUGGCUGCCUGAAAGCAUCAGGUGUGCAUACAGAGAGGCAGGGGGAGAAAGAAGAGAAGAGGAACAGCACUCAGAUGAAUGACACACGCAGCACAGGACGUGAUAGGACAGCAGGACAGUGCUGGGUCAAUAGCGGCAUGUGUAUGUCGGGAUCAAGAUAUAAGGACAGCCGUUAGAGGGAAAUGAACUUGUAUUCAUUUUUUUGGAACUGGGCGGACUAAAUGAUACUGUCAAUAAAUUACCAUUACCACUAGUUUGUCUUUGGACUUGCGCAUAAGGGUGAGCUCUUCUUCUGCUGGACCAUGACUGGCAAGCAAAGAAUCCAAUGGAGGUCCAUGUGCAAAAGCCUGGUCCUGGGUACACUCCUGACAAGCUGCAUGAUCCUUGUUUACUGCCUCUCCACCCCACAGAUCCACUACAGUCUGCCUGAGGUUCCGGUGCCUUAUUCCUGUGCACACCGUCCAACACAGUCCCAGCACAAAUCAACCAUCAACAAUUCAGACACUGCCUACAUCUGUACUCCUAAAGUUGAUAUCAUGUUCAUGAAGACCCAUAAAACAGCCAGCAGCACCUUCCUUAACAUCCUUUUCCGGUUUGGAGAGAAACACCAGGUCAAAUUUGCUUUUCCUGACAGCAGAAAUGACUUCUUCUACCCAUCUUUUUUCCAGCGCUCCCAGGUUAAAGACUACAGACCGGGAAUGUGUUUCAACAUUAUCUGUAAUCACAUGCGCUUCAAUGCACCUGAAGUGUCCAAGUUGCUGCCUGUGGACACAUCCUACAUCACCAUUCUGCGAGACCCUGCAGAGCUUUUUGAAUCUUCCUUCCACUACUUUGGCCGCCUGGUGCCUUUUACUUGGACGAUACCAGGUGACGACAAGCUGACUGAGUUCCUACGUGAUCCCCACAAGUACUUUGAUCCAGGGAGCUUCAACUCUUACUACCUCAAGAAUCUGCUGUUUUUUGACUUUGGACUGGACAACUCUCUGGAUGUGAAUGAUCCGCGAGUGGAAGAAGGAAUCAAAUUCAUCAGUGACCGUUUUCAGCUGGUCAUGUUAGUGGAACACUUUGAGGAAUCACUCAUCCUGCUAAAGGAUGCCCUCUGCUGGGAGAUGGAUGAUUUGCUCUUCUUUAAGCUCAAUAUCCGUAAGGGAUCCACUUUGUCUAAAUUUACUCCUGAGCUGAGAGCUAGGGCCCUUGAGUGGAAUGCUAUUGAUUGGAAGUUAUAUCAGCAUUUUAAUCAAACUUUCUGGAAGAAAGUAGACGCGUACGGGCACCAGCGUAUGGCUGAGGAUGUGGCAGAGCUCAAGAAGAGGAACAAGGAGAUGACAUCUAUCUGCAUUGAGGGCGGCCAUGCUGUAGAAGCUGGCAGCAUCCAAGAGAAAGACAUGCAGCCCUGGCAGCCAAUCGGAGAGAAGUCUAUCAUGGGCUAUAAUUUAAAAAAGAAUAUAGACAAAGCACAUCGGAAUCUGUGCCGCAAGAUGUUAAUGCCUGAGAUUCAGUACUUAACAGAGCUUGGGGUGAACCUCUGGAUUACCAAGUUGUGGGGCCAUGUCCGAGAUAUAAUUAACUGGUAACUCAGUGUGUGAGCACCAGGGGCCAAUUUAAAUCUGAAACACUGUAUUAAGAAGUACUGCGUGGUUGACAGAAUGAGAGGUUAAUAACGUGUCAUAUUUUCUGUCUCUUUGCCUGUUUGAAUUGUACAUGGUUGUGCACUGUGAUGUACAUGAUGAGAGCUUGAGAAAAAAGAAGUUAUGCUCUACAAAUACUGAAUCAGUUUACGACAUGCAGCCAAGGCUUAGUAUUCUCCACUAUGAGUCCGUUUAAUUGUUCUUACUCUCAGAUGUCAGCUUGUUCUAAUGGAGUACUUGACAUAACUAUGAAGUUCACAAUGACGUUCUAAAGCACUUUGAUGGAUUGAUAAGAAAUAUUUAUUUUCAUCCCUGAGAAACUUCUGAGAUUUUGGAAACAUGGAAGGAAUAUCAGUUGGUUUGUAGUAAAUGACGUCUUUGAUGAUCAUUUGAAAAAGUCAAAACAUUUCAUUUCUAAGUGACUGAUUCCCCACUAAGGACUGAAAUAUAUGUGAAAAUAUGCAACUACUUUACUAUCUGUGAAGGACAAAAUCAGUCAUGAUUUUAAAAAGUAUGUGAGUAUCACUCUCUCUCUCUCUCUCUCUCUCUCUCUCUCUCUCUCUAUACAUAUAUAUAUAUGUGUAUAUAUAUAUACAUAUGUAUGUAUAUGUAUAUAUAUAUAACUUUUUUUAAAUGAAUGGCAUUAGCUAUCAGUCUACUUGAGAGUCCUAUCACUACAAAUUCUAAAUCAAAUCAUCAUUAAUGUUAUCAACUAUAAACGUGCUUCUCCAUGUCUGUCAUGUAAUAUGUUUAAUAAGGAAUCAAUAAAUGAAAGAGCCAUUAAAAAUGAUGUAAUUAGCUGUAAAAAAAAACAAACAAACAAAAAAAACCAACCUUAAUUUUAUAGGAUAAAUGUUGCAUUUCCAGCUGUAUCAAUGUUUUUUCUUCAUGUGAGAACUUUACUGUUCAGUUUUCGUUUUGCUGCUUAUAUUUCAGUGAUAAUCAACAAUAAUGUGUUGCUCUUGCCAGUUGUUUUGGGAGGUAGAGUGACAAUGUGAUGUGACUUGUGUAGAGAGCAGGCAAAUAACCUAAAACAUAUGUCUGUCAAGUAAGGUCCUACCUAAAUGUACAAUGACCAAGAGUGUUAAACACCACUCGCAUGUCUACACAGCCUUAUUAUCAGAACCACUCAUAAGAAAUGCAAUUUCAUUUCAUUAAUUUAUGUUUUGUUAAUGCUCUUCAUCAUUCGUUAAACUCUUUAGUUUUGUAAAUUCACCUAUAAUAUUUAGUCAGUAUUUCUUUCCAUUCAGUAUUGUCUUUUCUUAGUGUUUUGUAUUACUAAUGAUUUGAUUUUAACUAAUGUCCUGAUUUUGUCCUCCACACAAUAAUCCAUUGUUACUACCGAUAUAUGAUAAGCUAAGUCUCACAAUAAAAUGAAUAGUAAUAUUGUUUAUUUAAAACAACCAUUUAAUUUUGUUGAAUGACAGCCCUGGGAAAUAUCUGUUCCUAAAAAUGGUGGGUUAAGAUAAAUGACCAUAUUGUAUCUAUGGAUGGGUGAAUAACAUUUCACAAGUUUCCUGUUAAAAUGAGCAUUUGGUGCAGAUAAUGCCUCAAAAUGGUAGUGGUUCCAAACGGACCUAUUAAAGCAUUUAUUUUGAUCAUCAGUGUUAGAAAAGUGUAAUUAAAUCCACUGUGAUUUGUUGUUAUAAAAUAAAAAAAUAAAACAUGAAAAGUUCAGUGAGGAUGGUUAUGUUUUUAACAGAAACUGCAUGAUCACAAUACUUAUUCAUUGCUUGGAGAUGUUCUUAACAUUUGUGUUAAGACAGUCAUAGACUUACAAACACUGUUAAGUCUACGGUUUUACAUAUCAGGAUGUACUCUAAUGGGGAAAAAAUAUGUAACCCUUAAAAGGAAUUAAAAUUUGACAAAUAAAACCUGAA
Molecule: messenger RNA, 4622 nt
Organism: Oreochromis aureus
Lineage: Eukaryota; Metazoa; Chordata; Actinopteri; Cichliformes; Cichlidae
Gene: gal3st1a
Product: galactose-3-O-sulfotransferase 1a
Exons: 3
Coding region: 1417-2688 (423 amino acids)
Biological process (GO): galactosylceramide biosynthetic process; myelination
Cellular component (GO): membrane
Molecular function (GO): galactosylceramide sulfotransferase activity
Source: RefSeq, a predicted model, not a curated record